AAUACAGUUUCCCAGCAGCUAGGAACAUCAUGGAUUUAGUUCCAUUAUACGUCAACAACGCACAUGGAGAGGAAAAUUAUCACCUCCGAAUUAUACAUCAAGUCGCGUGUCUGGUGAAAAGGAUGCAUGAAAAACGUUGGCUAUUGGUCGAUAUAACUGGAAAGAGCAUUUAUAUCCAAGAGGAAAACGGUUUAAAGGCAUGUCAAAUACGAAUAGGACGGAUGUUGAGACUACCAUCUGGAGAAGAUAGCAUAAAGUGUGCCAGAAAGCUAGAGGAUAUUAUGUACUGGCUUCCAAAGGAGGUAAUUGGACACGGUGAAAUUUCCACAGGAAGUGACGUUUAUACAAUGGCCAUGCUGUUUUACGAGUUUUACAUGGCAGUCUCUGGAAAUGAUCAACUACAAUGUGUUCCUUUUUCCUACAAACACAGAUCUCAAAUAUUAAGUCAUUUAAAUGACGGUCAUUCUCCCUAUCGACCACCUGCCUGUCCUGAAUGGUUGUACAAGGAAGUGAUGAAGCCAUGCUGGGACCAGGACAGAACUAGUCGACCGUCAGCUGCAGAUAUUGAGAGCAUCAUAGCUAGAAAGAUUUCAGAAAUCUAUGAAAGAAAGAAAGACACAGAGGACGAUACGUAUGACAGUUUUGAAAGCAUGUCCCAGAAAUUAGCUUAUCAAGACGCGAUCUCGGAAAAUCUAAUGGAGAAGGACAGAGGAGCUAUUGAGAGUGAAAGUGACGAAGAUUACGUUUGUGUACAGAGGCAUCAACCUACAGAUUUAUGUAGUGGUGCACCUUCAUCAGAGAACAACGGAAACAACUCUUAUAAUGAUGAAAAAAUUAAAGAAGAAUUAAUUGUAGAUACAAAUGCAUCAAAUGAAACACAGCUAAAGAGAAUAUAUCGGAAACUCCAAGAAAUGGAUCAUUUUGAGCGUGCACAUACACGCGAUGGUCAAUCUUCUGGGAAAUUAGAAGACAUUCCAAAUUAUGAACUGUUUUCUCAAUCAGGAGAGUCUUAUGCUGGAACCGAAGAAAAAUGCCCUUAUAGUGCAACUCCAAAUUACGAAAAUGGAACCAUCCUUUCAUCGAAAAUGAAGAUGAUGAGACCACAACCAUUCCGAAGUAAUAUGACACCUAAUAAUGAUUUACCAGUUCCCCACGUAUACAAAGAAAACCCACUAUUCCAAACUGAUUCCUCUAUCCAUCCAUGUGCAAAUGACUUUGGUGAAGUAGACUGUGGGUCAGAAAUUUCAACUGCAGCAAGCACCUGUACUCAAGAGGAGUUAUCAGAUGAUUCGGACUAUGAAAACGAUGUUGAAAACAACAUGUAUGCGAAUCAAUGAUACAAAGCUGAUGAGCAUUUAUUUCCAAAUCUCUUAUUGUCCAUAAACAUUUGAGAGCUUCUACGUGAGAAGUGCUUACUCAUACAUUGUUUUGCUCCCAUUUAUAGACCAGUUUUGGAACUUUUUUGCUUAAUAUUAUUUUGUUAAAUUUUUCUUGACCCUCAAACUAGA
Molecule: messenger RNA, 1508 nt
Organism: Saccostrea cuccullata (small rock oyster)
Lineage: Eukaryota; Metazoa; Mollusca; Bivalvia; Ostreida; Ostreidae
Exons: 5
Coding region: 30-1337 (435 amino acids)
Biological process (GO): protein phosphorylation
Molecular function (GO): ATP binding; protein tyrosine kinase activity
Source: RefSeq, a predicted model, not a curated record